Molecule: messenger RNA, 2665 nt
Organism: Durio zibethinus
Lineage: Eukaryota; Viridiplantae; Streptophyta; Magnoliopsida; Malvales; Malvaceae
Gene: IBR3
Product: acyl-CoA dehydrogenase-like protein
Biological process (GO): fatty acid beta-oxidation using acyl-CoA dehydrogenase
Cellular component (GO): cytoplasm
Molecular function (GO): acyl-CoA dehydrogenase activity; flavin adenine dinucleotide binding
Source: RefSeq, a predicted model, not a curated record
AUGGCGAAUCGAACGGGUGAUCUGGUUGAGCCAGUGCAGGAAGCUUACAAGCUCGAUGUGAAGGCGUUGUUCGACUACGCCUCUGCUCAUGUCCCUGGAUUUCCUCUCUCUCCCUCCAAAUUCACUCUCUCUCAGUUUGGACAUGGACAAUCAAAUCCGACGUAUUUGAUGGAAGUGGAGACGGUAGGGGCUGUAAAACGCUACGUUUUGAGGAAGAAGCCUCCCGGGAAGCUGCUUCAAUCUGCUCAUGCCGUUGACAGAGAAUUUCAGGUUCUCAAGGCACUAGGUGAUAAUACAAAAGUGCCAGUUCCCAAGGUUUUCUGUUUGUGUAAUGAUCCAACUGUGAUUGGAACUGCAUUUUACAUCAUGGAAUACUUGGAAGGUCGGAUAUUUGUAGACCCGAAGCUACCGGGUGUAUCACCUGAGAGGAGGAGGAGAAUAUAUCAGGCACUUGCAAAAGUAUUGGCAUCAUUACAUUCUGCUAAUAUUGAUGCCAUUGGUUUGGGAAACUAUGGGCGCCGAGACAACUAUUGUAAAAGACAGAUAGAGAGAUGGUUUCAACAAUACCUUUCUUCUACUAAUGAGGGAAAACCUGAGAGAAAUCACAAGAUGUUUGAGCUGGUUGAUUGGUUGCGGAAGAAUAUUCCUCCAGAAGAUUCAUCAGGUGCAACAGGAGGCCUAGUUCAUGGAGAUUUCCGCAUUGAUAAUCUUGUAUUUCACCCCACCCAGGAUCGAGUCAUUGGUAUUCUUGAUUGGGAACUGUCUACUCUUGGAAACCAAAUGUGUGAUGUGGCAUACAGCUGCAUGCCUUACAUUGUACAAAUUGGGGUUGAAACGGAACAAUUAGGUAAAGGUCUUGAGCUCAUUGGAAUUCCAGAAGGGAUUCCUUCACAGGCUGAAUUUCUGGCAGAAUACUGCUUUGAAGCUGGAAAAGCAUGGCCUGUCUCUGAGUGGAAGUUCUAUAUUGCCUUUUCUAUGUUCCGUGGAGCAUCAAUCUACACAGGCGUAUAUAAUAGAUGGCUAAUGGGUAAUGCUUCAGGAGGUAAACGUGCGGAACAUACAGGAACUCAUGCUAUUGAACUCGUAGAUUGUGCAUUGGAUUUUAUUUCCAAGAAGACUGUCCUUGCGAAGUGUCCCCCCUUUGUUUCACAAGGUAGAAGGCUAUAUGGGACUGAGAACAAAGUUCAAGACCUUCCAGAGGGAAGUGGGAGGUUUGUUCCUAGUAAAAAGGUUCAGGAAUUGAGAAACAGAUUGAUUAAGUUCAUGGAAGAUCACAUUUAUCCCAUGGAAAAUGAAUUCAACAAACAUGCACAGUCUGACGUGCGUUGGACUGUGCAUCCAGAGGAGGAGAAGUUAAAAGAACUUGCAAAGAAAGAAGGAUUGUGGAACUUAUGGAUUCCUUUGGAUAGUGCUGCUAGGGCAAAAGAACUUAUUUUCAAUGGGAGUGAAAAUGCUCACUUUGACCAUGCACAUGAUCGUUUACUUGGCGCGGGCCUCUCAAACCUUGAAUAUGGUUACCUUUGUGAGAUUAUGGGUCAAUCUCUUUGGGCUCCGCAGAUCUUUAAUUGUGGUGCACCAGACACUGGGAAUAUGGAGGUAUUGUUGCGGUAUGGGACUAAAGAACAGCUACAUGAAUGGCUUGUUCCAUUGCUUGAGGGGAAAAUUCGCUCUGGAUUUGCAAUGACAGAACCACAAGUUGCAUCCUCGGACGCAACCAAUAUCGAGUGUUCUAUCAAAAGACAUGGAGAUUCAUAUAUCAUCAAUGGUACCAAGUGGUGGACUAGUGGAGCCAUGGAUCCAAGAUGCAAAAUUCUUAUACUCAUGGGAAAAACUGACUUCACCGCCCCUAAGCAUAAACAGCAAUCGAUGAUCUUAGUGGACAUUCAGACUCCAGGGGUAUCCAUAAAGAGACCACUAAAAGUGUUCGGCUUUGAUGAUGCACCUCAUGGACAUGCAGAAAUUUCCUUUCAGAAUGUUUGUGUGCCAGCAAAGAAUAUUCUACUGGGAGAAGGACGCGGCUUUGAGAUUGCCCAGGGAAGACUGGGUCCAGGAAGAUUGCACCACUGCAUGAGACUGAUUGGUGCUGCUGAGCGUGGUAUGCAGUUAAUGGCUCAAAGGGCUCUUCAACGGAAAACAUUUGGAAAAUUCAUUGCUCAACAUGGUUCAUUUCUUUCCGAUAUUGCAAAGUGUCGAGUAGAGCUGGAGCAAACCAGGUUGUUGGUUCUUGAAGCAGCUGACCAGCUGGAUCGACUUGGAAACAAGAAAGCUCGUGGGACAAUUGCAAUGGCCAAGGUAGCAGCUCCGAACAUGGCACUGAAGGUGCUAGACAUGGCAAUCCAAGUACAUGGUGGAGCUGGGGUAUCGUCCGACACCGUCCUGGCACACCUCUGGGCUGCAUCAAGAACAUUGAGAAUCGCAGAUGGACCUGAUGAAGUGCACUUAGGUACCAUAGCCAAGUUAGAACUACAGAGAGCUAAGCUUUGAAGGAUUUUGAAACAAAGAUCAUCAAGCAGGUGUUUCUUUUUCCCCAAUUUCAAAUGAUAAAAGAGAAUGGAACAGUCCAAAAAGCACUUGGGCAUUUUCCUUGUAAUAAUGGGGAAUGAAAGCUGUGAACUGUAUGCAAGACAAUUGUCAUGAAAUAUGAAACUGCUGGAAUACUUUAACA